This is a messenger RNA of Protobothrops mucrosquamatus (brown spotted pit viper), 560 nucleotides long. RefSeq names its product lisH domain-containing protein ARMC9-like. Lineage: Eukaryota; Metazoa; Chordata; Lepidosauria; Squamata; Viperidae. Gene Ontology annotation, biological process: cilium assembly. The annotation marks the transcript as partial. The record is from RefSeq and is a predicted model, not a curated record. The transcript has 5 exons. Gene Ontology annotation, cellular component: ciliary tip; ciliary basal body; centriole.
GAAAGUGCAGGAGGUCCCCCUCCUUCCAUCUUUGGAUUAUGAGAAGUUAAAGAAAGACCUGAUCGACGGAAGUGACCGCCUCAAGGCUUUCUUGCUACAGGCCUUGCGUUGGCGUUUGACAACUUCCCAUCCGGGCGAACAGCGGGACACGGUUCUGCAGGCUUAUAUCAACAACGAUCUUUUGGAUUGCUACAGUAACGGCCAGAGAAGCUUCCUGAUGCUGAUCCAGUCCAAGUGCGAGGUCGUUCGCCAAUACACCGCCAGGCUCAUCAAUGCGUUUGCCUCCUUGGCUGAAGGCCGGCUCUACCUUUCCCAGAAUCCCCGGCUGCUCCGGAUGCUGGAAGGAAGGUUGAAAGCGGAAGAUAAGUACUCCCUUACCCGGGAGAACGUCCUGGGGGCUCUGCAGAAACUCAGCCUCAGGCGGGCUUUGCAGUCGGCGAUGGUGAAGGAUGGGCUCAUCCCGUGGUUGGUGGAGGCCCUGAAGGACACGGACUCCAUGUCUGAUUACACCCUGGCCUACUCGGUGGCUUUGCUCAUGAACCUCUGCUUGCGGAGCUCAG